Molecule: messenger RNA, 627 nt
Organism: Candida albicans SC5314
Lineage: Eukaryota; Fungi; Ascomycota; Pichiomycetes; Serinales; Debaryomycetaceae
Gene: PGA37
Product: Pga37p
Exons: 1
Coding region: 1-627 (208 amino acids)
Source: RefSeq, a predicted model, not a curated record
AUGCUAUUUACUCAACUAAUAAUUUUACUUACAGUUACAUCUCAAGCUUUAUCUGUCACCAUUUCAGAUCUUAAUAAUAUCGCCUCAAAUCAAGUUACCAAGCGAUUGGGUGGUGGUUCUAGAGGUGGUUCCAGUAGCGGUUCUAGGGGUGGUUCAAGCAGUGGCUCUAGCAGUGGCUCUAGCAGUGGUUCUAGAGGUGGUAGUUCAAGUGGCAGCUCGAGCAGUGGCUCCAGAGGUGGUGGCUCGGGUAGCAGUAGUUCAUCCGGUAGUAGAAAUUGGGGAAGUAAUCAAUACCAUUGUAGUGGAAACUCAUGUGGAUAUGGUAAUUACUAUGCACCAUCUACAGCAGCAGCAGCAGUAGGAUAUGGUACUGGCCGCUAUACCGGAGGAACUCAAUAUGGAAAUAAUCAGUACCAUUGCUCAGGAAGCACUUGUGGAUAUGGGAAUUAUUUUGCACCAUCAGCAGCUGCAGCUGCAGCCGGAUACGGUUCAGCAAGAUAUUAUGCUCAGCACCAUAAUUCAACUUCCAGUGAAAGUGAAACUAUUUCCGGAUCAUCAUCACUAAAUAUUCCUUCUACCCAUUUUUAUUUAAUAGGUUUUGCUGCUGCAUACUCGAUUGUAUUAUAA